AUGCCGUCCAUAAACUGGAACACCCUCUGCUACAACAGCGCCUGUCUGAUCGCAGGGGUCUUCGUCCUCGACUAUGGCGCCGACAAGUUCAUCGACCAUACAGCCCUCCUGGCGCGGCGUUUGGGAAUCUCGCAGACUCUCAUCGCGCUACUCACCGCGGGCGCAGAAUACGAAGAGCUCGCCGUGGUAAUCGCGGCGGUCCUGCAAAAGCGCGGCUCCCUGGCCCUGGGAAACGUCAUGGGCUCGACCAUUUCCAACAUUCUCGGUGCCUUCUCGCUAGGUCUGCUCGUCCAUCCCGGACGCAUGCAAUUCGACCGCAGCGCGCGGUCUUACACCGCUAUCCUCCUGGGACUGACAACCAUGUCGGCUGGAUUGACCUGGGGGGGAAAGCUGAACCGCGUGACGGGGGGUAUUCUCGUCGCGACCUUCGCGAUAUACCUUUUUUCCAUUGGGUUCGCGAUUUACCGCGGGGUUGUCGAUGCGCCGGAGUUGUCGGACAGCGAUAACGACAGUGACAGCGACAGUGACAGCGACGAUGUUGAGUCGAGGAUACACCCCUCGGAGACAUCGCGGCUGCUGGGGGAUCAGCUACCGUCUCCGGUUGAGGGACGGCAUGCACCGUCCUUGGCUUAUCAUCUCGUGCAUCUGGUCAUCGGGCUCGUUGCGCUCUCGCUGUCGGGGUAUAUUCUGGCUCAAAGUGCCAGCGCAAUCGCAGACUCGCUGCAUCUGUCUGGAACUGUUGUCGGGUUUACAAUUUUGUCCAUCGCGACGACUAUCCCUGAGAAACUCAUCGCUAUCAUGAGCGGUGUGCGUGGACACAGCGGUAUCGUGGUCGCAAACACGGCGGGCAGCAACAUCUUUCUACUCACGCUGUGUGUGGGUGUUGUAGCGCUCUCUGGUGAGGUCAGUGGGAACAUGUCAGAUUACAUGACUCUGUUCGAACUCAUAUCGGUCUGGGUAUCUGCUGCACUACUGGCGGCAGUCGUAUUUCUAGAUCUGGGCCGGUGGAUGGGCGCAGUCCUCCUCAUCGCCUACGCAGCCUUCCUCGUCUGCGAGUUCACCGUGUAUAGAAGAUAG
This is a messenger RNA of Aspergillus terreus NIH2624, 1077 nucleotides long. Its product is annotated as sodium:calcium antiporter. Gene Ontology annotation, cellular component: membrane. The transcript has 2 exons. Bases 1 to 1077 code for a protein of 358 amino acids. Gene Ontology annotation, molecular function: calcium, potassium:sodium antiporter activity; calcium channel activity. Gene Ontology annotation, biological process: intracellular calcium ion homeostasis; calcium ion transmembrane transport. NCBI's taxonomy places the organism in Eukaryota, Fungi, Ascomycota, Eurotiomycetes, Eurotiales, Aspergillaceae. The record is from RefSeq and is a predicted model, not a curated record.